UUGGAACUAAUUUACUAGCUAGUUACCUCCACACAAAGAUUGGUUCUUGACUCGGUUUGGUUUCAGACUUUCAGUCAACCGGUCCAUGUUUUUCUGGCCUUGCUGUAGUUGCUUAAGUGCAAGUCGAGUUCAAAUUUGCUUUGAGCAACGAGACCCAGAAACAGAGUUGGUCUCUUUUCAGAUUUUACCGCACUAUCAAAAACCCUUCUUUUGUUUGUAUCUUUUAGUAUUUCAUACCACAAAAGAUCCAGAGUUUCUUAGAAAAGGUCAAGAUUUUGGAGUGAGGGAGUCUUUAGUCUCCACUUGGAGAGCAACAGAGUAAAACACAAUUUGAUUUCCAGAUUACAAUCUUCCAGAAUUACCCAAAAAGGACAUCCUUUUGGUCUUGUGUUUGUAAUCUUCUAUCUGGGUUUUUCUUUGAAGGUCUCUCUCUAUGGUGACUUGAUUGGGUUGAAUAGAGUGGUGGUGUGAGUUUUGAUGGGCAUGAACUCCUUUCUCAGGUUGCACCUGAAUGCAGGCCUAUGCCGGAAAUAAUCUGUCUUUGAAAACUAUGGUUGAUCAAAAGCUUCAAGUUGUUGUCCGACAGCACCACUUCUGCAAUUUUUUGCUGCACUCACAUAGGAAAUGAGGGUCUCACUUCCGAGUUUUAGCUGGUUGCAAAAUGUUGACACUAGAAGAAGUUACAAAUGUUGCAUCUGCUCCGGCUUCAGAAGUAAUUUCUCAAACAGUAGAGGCCAUUUUUGAAAUACUUGCUGCUUCCAGGGAUGUCCUUGUUAAGAAGGAUACGUUUAAGGAACUUGCAACUUAUUUGGAAAGGAUGGUCCCCAUCUUAAGAGAAUUGAGUAAGAAUACAGUUUUAAAUAGUGAGAGCUUGAACAAUGUUCUGGACAUCCUUAACCGAGAAAUAAGAGCUGCGAAGAAACUGACUAUUGAGUGCAGCAAGAGAAACAAAAUGUAUCUCUUAAUGCAUUGCCGAACGAUAGUUAACCACCUACAGAAUACUAUGACAGAGAUCAGUCGCGCUCUAGCUCUUCUUCCCCUGACCUCUCUAGAUCUUUCAUCUGGCAUAGUUGAAGAAAUUGGUAAGGUUCGUGAAAAUAUGCUUGGAGCUGAGUUCAGGGCAGCUAUAGCAGAAGAAGAAAUUAUGGAAAAAAUCGAAUCUGGAAUCCAGGAGAGGAAUAUGGAUCGUUCUUAUGCCAAUAGUUUGUUGCUUCUCAUUGCAGAGGCAGUUGGAAUCCCAACUGAGAGGUCAGCAUUGAAGAAGGAACUAGAGGAAUUCAGAAGUGAGAUAGAAAAUGCUCGGCUAAAGAAAGACCAGGCUGAAGCUAUACAAAUGGAACAGAUAAUUGCUUUAUUAGAAAGAGCUGAUGCAGCUUCAUCUCCUGAGGAGAAAGAAAGGAAAUAUUUCACUAAGCGAAGAUCGUUGGGCAGUCAACCAUUGGAACCACUUCAGUCAUUUCAUUGUCCAAUCACUGGUGAUGUUAUGGUGGACCCUGUGGAAACUUCUUCAGGACAAACAUUUGAGAGAACUGCUAUAGAAAAAUGGUUAGCUGAAGGUAAUAGUUUGUGUCCGCUGACCAGGACUCCAAUAGACACUUCAGUUUUACGGCCCAAUAAAACUCUGAGGCAAUCAAUAGAAGAAUGGAAGGAUAGAAAUACCAUGAUUACGAUUGCUUCCAUGAAAUCAAAACUCAAUUCUGAAGACGAGGAGGAAGUGCUCCAUUGCCUUAAAGAACUUCUAGAUCUUUGUAAACAAAGUGAUCUUCAUCAGGAAUGGGUCAUAUUGGAGGACUAUAUACCUAUUCUCCUCCAACUUCUUGGUUUAAGAAAACCUGAGAUAAGGAAUCAAGUUCUCGUCAACCUUUUAACUUUGGUGAAGGACAGUGAUGAUGCCAAGGAAAGAAUGGCCAGAGUUGUCGAUGGUAUUGAACUUAUUGUUCGGUCACUUGGGCGCCGUGUCGAGGAAAGGAAGUUAGCAGUGGCAUUACUAUUGGAAUUGUCAAAGUAUGAUUCGAUUAGAGAAAAAGUUGGGAUGGUUCAAGGUUGCAUACUCCUGUUAGUUACCAUGUCCAACAGUGAUGAUAAUCAAGCUGCUAGAGACGCACGAGAUCUGUUGGAGAAUCUGUCAUUUUCAGACCAAAAUGUUAUACAAAUGGCAAAGGCAAAUUAUUUUGAGCAUUUGCUGCAGCGUCUUUCUACAGGACCAGAAGAUGUGAAAGUGGUCAUGGCAUCUACAUUGGCAGACAUGGAGUUGACUGACCACAACAAAGAGUCUUUGCUUGAAGGGGGAGUACUGGGUCCACUUCUCGAUAUGGUCUCACAUGGUGACGUUCCAAUUAAAGUAGGGGCUGUUAGAGCUCUUAGAAACCUCUCUAGCUUACCAAAAAAUGGCUCGCAAAUGAUUAGAGCAGGUGCAGAACGCCCAUUACUUGACCUUCUUUAUGAUCAUAGCUCGUCAUUGUCAAGUUUGCGUGAGCAUUCAGCGGCCACAAUCAUGCACCUAGCCAGGUCAGUGGUGUUUCAAGAAUCCAGCCAGACACCUGCUUGUUUUUUGGAAUCAGAAGAAGACAUUUUCAGGCUUGUCUAUAUGAUUAACCUAACGGGGCCUGAUGUACAGCACAACAUCAUUCUCACCUUCCACACUUUGUGCCAAUCCCCCUCUGCUAUAAGCAUCAAGACCAAGUUGAUAGAGUCCUCAGCUGUGCAAGUGUUGACUCAAUUGUUUGAGCACGAUAACCCAAAUCUAAGAGCAAAUGCAGUAAAGCUGUUCUCUUGCUUAAUAGAGGGUCACAGUGAAGCCAUCAAGAUAAGGGAGCAUGUGGGUCAGAAAUGCAUUGAGACUAUAGUCAAGAUUAUCACAUCUUCUGGUGAUGAUGAAGAGAUUGCCUCUGCAAUGGGUGUUAUCUCUAACCUUCCAGAAAUCCCCCAGAUCACAGAGUGGUUCGUCGAUGCUGGGGCACUACCUAUCAUAGUUAGUUUCAUCCAGAAUAGCCAGCGGAAUGGUCCCUAUAAAAAUCAGGUGAUAGAAAAUGCUGUUGGAGCCAUUUAUCGUUUCACUGUUCCAUCAAACUUGGAAUGGCAACGGAGUGCAGUUGAAGCUGGCAUUAUACCCUUAUUUGUACAGUUGCUGGUGUCCGGAACCUCCUUGACUAAAACACGUGCAGCCUUAUCUCUUUCUCGAUUUUCACAGAGUUCACCCAGGUUGAGCAGGUCAUUACCUAAGCGCAGAGGACUCUGGUGCUUCUCACCCCCACCAGAAACUGGGUGCCCUGUUCAUGGAGGAAUUUGUGGCAUUGUUUCAUCAUUUUGCCUUGUGCAGGCUGAAGCGGUGAGACCACUAGUCCGGAUGCUUGGGGAACCUGAUACUGAAGCUUGUGAGGCUUCUUUAGAUGCUUUAGUGACUUUAAUUGAAGGUGAGAGACUGCAGAAUGGUUGUAAGGUGCUCACAGAUGCAGACGCCAUUCCUCCUAUAAUAAAAUUUCUUGUUCAGCCCUCCCCUAGUUUGCAGGAGAAGGCUCUACAUGCUUUAGAGAGAAUGUUCCGGCUGCCAGAGUUUAAACAGAAGUUUGGACAGUUAGCUCAGAUGCCUUUAGUUGACUUAACUCAGCGUGGAACUGGUGGUAUGAAAUCUAUGGCAGCCAGAAUACUUGCUCAUUUGAACGUGCUUCAUGAUCAGUCUUCUUAUUUCUAAAGGGACUUCUUGGUUCACCUGUAUGUGUCCAGUGAUUUUAAGAUGAAGCAUAAACUCACUUUGGUGCUUCAACUUGACUAGAUAUCUAGAUGAGGAACUUGCGGGGAAAAACUUAACAUGGGAGCCCUCACUGAUUCGUGCUAGAAAGUAUCUGGUUUUCUGACAUUAAUUUGACACGAAAUCCAGUUUUUCUUGAGUUUUUGACAUGGAGUUGUAGCUUCAAGUACCACAAAUGGCAAUUCAACUUCUACUGGUCUUAGAUUAAAAACUGAGUUGUACGACAAGUAGUAUUCCGAUCGUAUGGAGCUUGAUUGUGACUGACACAGAGUGGCACAGGAUGUUCAUUUAUGUUGGUGUACAUGAAGCUUGAUCUGCUCGUUGGUGCAAGCAGAAGAAAAAUCAGUGUAAAACACCACUAUCGAACUCUGGUAAGGAAGUUGUGAUCAUUUUUUCAACAUCCCUAUAUUCUUUCACUGUUAGGUGUGAAUUCUUUCUCGUUUGUAUAUGUAGGAAAAUCAGUUAAAAAGAAUCAUAUUAACUUACCGUGUCAUUGAAAAUCCAUUCAUAUUAGUUUUCCAAAAAAAAAAAAUCAUUCUUAUUACCAGGCUUCUUGGAGUAGCUCCUAAAAAGUGAAGACCAGGCUUCUUGGAGAAGCUCCUAAAAAGUGAAGACUUGUCUUGUCCCUGUUCCUUGCUCAAGUGUGCUAGCAAAAUAUUCAAUGUGUAUGUAAUGCAUCUGUAUAAUCAUCAUUUUGGAACAUGACUACUACAUGUGUGUUCUCUGUUCUCUGUGUAAAGUAGAUUUGUAAGAAACUAUAUUGGCUUGAUAAUCUUCCAUAUAUAUAUACUUUGCAAAGGGCCAUAACGCCGAAUUUGGCUUGAUGACUCGAUUGAAUAGCUAGUAAAAUUGU
This is a messenger RNA of Argentina anserina (silverweed cinquefoil), 4601 nucleotides long. RefSeq names its product U-box domain-containing protein 24-like. Bases 662 to 3691 code for a protein of 1009 amino acids. Gene Ontology annotation, biological process: cell surface receptor signaling pathway; protein ubiquitination. The transcript has 5 exons. Gene Ontology annotation, molecular function: protein binding; ubiquitin-protein transferase activity. The record is from RefSeq and is a predicted model, not a curated record. Lineage: Eukaryota; Viridiplantae; Streptophyta; Magnoliopsida; Rosales; Rosaceae.